This is a messenger RNA of Vitrella brassicaformis, 4161 nucleotides long. The record is from the annotation of a GenBank genome assembly. NCBI's taxonomy places the organism in Eukaryota, Vitrellaceae.
AAGCAAUCGAUUCUCCCUGCACUCGACCGGUUUUGACCAAUUGGUUUUGACCGGCAAGCGAGAGGAAAAUCCCCCUUCAGUUAGUGUUCGUUGCUUGCAUGGGUACAAAACCUGAUCAUGCCCAUGCAUACAGUCAUUCCCGGCACGGCCUUCGGCCAACAAAACUGGCAGCCCUCUACUCCCUGUGUCUCCCCACCCACCCCUCCCGUCUCGUCACAAUGUGUCUCCAUCACCUUAGCUAUACAUACGGUCUCACACAACAUCUGAUCUCAUCCUAUGUCUCAUGAAAAACCCCGACAGACGUGCGGACCCCGACAGAAGGUGCCCGCAGUAACAGACCCUGACAUCAUAUCUAUCUCACAGCCGCUUUGUCUGCCUCUUCCCUGGGCGGUGCGAUCUCGUUGAGCAGCCGUUGUUGCAGACGACGAACGAUCCGCUGCUGCAGACGCUCGCCAACCCGCAUGGCAAACUCCUGCAUCGACGGUGCAACCACCAAAACACGAUGCCAACCAUGCUGCCGUCCAUCCAAGCCUCACUCCCUUCCUCUUCUGCCGUACCUGUGUUUGUGGCCGUCUGAGUAUGUCCCUCAGUCUUGCCAGGUCCUCGCGACUCAUCGACUGGCGCGAUGCGCCGCCACCACCCACAAGCACCCCCGACUGGUCGAUGGCCAUCUGAGCCAGCUCCACCACGCCGCUGAGAUAUCGCUGCUCCUUGGUAUCCACUUCUGUGAGUGUCUGGAGGGUUGAGAGGGAGGGCACCAGCAACGGGGGACGCAGCAGGGGCGGGAUAGGCGACAGGCUGUCGAUCAGCCGGUCUGCAAGGAGGUUGGUCACCUUCCUUCCGGACAUCUCGACGGCCUUUGACACCUCCUCUACCAAUGCGUCACGCACAAAGCCAGCCUCGGGCCUGAAUCGACAGAAGCACGCACACGUAUAUGAGGACCUACAUGCGUCCGCCUUUGUGGCUGGCUUACGAGAAGACGAAAUCGAGGACGUCCGGCAACGCCAUUGUGCUGUCGGGGAGUGUGUCGAAAUCGACGAACGCGUCUCCUUCGGCCAUCAGGCCCUGGGCAGAGUUGAGCAGGACGUUCAGCCGAGUAGGGCUAAACUCUCCAUUUUUGUACAGGAUCUCUGUCAAUGCGGUUUGGAGCACCUGCGAACCAGCAAUGGGGCACACGUGAGUAUCCUGAUGGCAAACAAGGCCGACCGGCCGGCAGUGGUCGCUUACAGGAGAUGCAUCUGUUAUAACGCGCCUCGACACAUAGGGGUAGGCCUCCUGCACCCAAGACAGACAGAGGGACAGAGAUAGAAUGAGACACAUGCACACAUGCAUCUGUCUGGGUCUUGCCAUGAUGAGCUUGAACUCGGGGUUGCCUGUGAGUGCGAUGCCCUCAAGCUGAUCCACAGACAGAGAGGAAGAAGAGAAUGAUUCACCAUGACCCCUCAUGCAAUGUGUGCGUACCACGCCCAGCGCGCGGAUGAUGAGUGCAAAAUACGGGGGAAUCGAGAAGGGGAAGUCGAACGUGACCUGCUCGGGACAGAACCCAUGCAUGACUGAUGGAUACAUUCAAUUGAUCGUGAUCAAAAGUCACCUCGGCCAGCUCGGCCGACAGAGACUGGAAAUUGAUGCUUUUGGCACCUCCCCCCUGCAUCACACAGAAGAGCCACACAUAGCAUUCACGCUGUACGCAUGUCCACACGCGUGUGCCAGCCACACGUGUGUUUGUAUGUACCUGCAGGGCCUGGUCGAGGAUUGCUGCGAGCGCUGGCCGCACCUUGUCCUUGUCUAUGUCGGCGGGGAGGAAAUCCAGCUUCACAAAGUCGUCGACCACCUUGUCGUAGUCACGAUUAGCCAGGUGAAUGAUACUCGCUAUCAUGGCGUCCAUCUCGGGCUUGGCGAUCUCCGCCAUCAGUCCAAAGUCAAUCAACACCUAGCAAGACACACAGAGACAUGGAGAAACAGAUAGAAAACACAGUUGAUGGAUGCCAUCCACCGUCUUACGCACCAGCUUUCCGUCAGGCGUUGUGAGGAGGUUGCCUGGAUGGGGAUCCUGUAUCCGCAUAUGAGACCACGUGACACCACACACCCAUGACUGUAUGUCUCCCCGUCACUGCAGUAGCACGUGCAGAUGCCCUGACCGAAUGGAAGAAGCCCAUGUCAAGAAGCUGCGUGAGAAAGCACUCGACCCCAAGCUUGACGAGCUUGUUGAUGACCUCCGGCGACUCGUCGGCCAGCUUCUUGCCCUCGAUCCACUCGGUCGUCAGCACCUUCCUGCUCGUGUACUGCUCGUACACGCGCGGAAUGUAGAUGCCGUCCAGGUGGGUGAUCUGACGCUCGAACUUGAUGGCAUUCUGACCCUCGUUCACAUAGUCCAGCUCUGCACACAGAGAGAGGGAAGAGAUCAUGGGCAUCUGAAGCGCAUCGUCUUCUUGCCGUUGUAUGUCCCAGUGGCCCACACGGACAACAGUCCCAGAAAAUCAGUCCUCUGCUUGGUGAAGCGCGAUUGGAUGCUGCCCAGCAGCAUGGAAAGCUUUCUCAGCAGAUACAGGUCCAGGCUCACUGCCCGGAGCAUAUCCGGCCGCUGCACCUUGACCGCCACGAGCUGCCCCGUUGCCUUGAGCCGACAGCGGUACACCUGUCCCAGCGAGGCAGCGGCAAUCGGAUCGUUGAAGUCCUCAAAGAUCUCGUCGGUGGGCGCCUCAAGCUCCUCCUCUAUCGUCCUGAUCGGUCAGCACAAAAAGGAGCGUUGUGUGCAUGCAUCGUGCUCUGUGUAAGCCUCAGGGUCCCCUUACUUCCUGGCGAUGGCAUUUGGGAAUGAGGGCACUCUGCACACACACACACACAACAGCGGCUUCCAUCCAAGUGGCCAUCCCGCCCUCUUUGCGCUUUCCGUACGCGUCACAGAGUUGCUGUAGCUCAUACAUGGCCGUGGGGUUCACCAGAUCGGGCCUGCACACAAACAGGCGUGAAUGGCACGCGAUCUGGACGCUCGAUCCGUGCUUGUCGCUCACCGAAUGGACAGGGCUUGCCCCAGCUUGAUGAACGUCGGCCCUAGUCGUGUGAGCAACUCCCGAAACUGGACCGCUCUCUUCUUUUUGAUGUUUUCGUCGUCGAGCCGCCCCCUCCGCCAAUCGACAAGCACCCUGAGAGCGAAGGGCGUGGCCUCGUUCAAGACUUGCACGAGCCGCCGCCGAACCUGGCACACACCCCGUAUGCACACACAUGAGCUGUGUGCUGAUCCGUCCAUCGACCCAUCCAUAUCCUGCACCUACUUGUUUGGGUCGUCUGUCCCAGUACUGAUUGAUUGCUUCAGGAUCAUAGAAGAGCGGCAGCCCAAUGUCCUCCUCGCGACCCUUGUCGCCACCAACCAUGGUGUCGGCCGGUGUCGCAUUCCUGGCGAUCAGCUGCAGGUCCUCAUCCCCCUCGCCCCCAGAGGGCACACUCUCAAGCAACUGACCACCAGCCCACACACAGCCAGAACCACAACAACACAUGCGUUCAUUCAUUCUGGCUGACGCCCGGCACUCUCGUUCCACCUGUUUCUGCACGGUAGUGAGGAGUUCCCUCUCCUCAUCUGCUGCCGGCCCCUCACUCUCAUCAUCCAGAUAUGAAUCGUCUUCAGGAUCGUUCUCAGGCGGCCGUGCCGAGGUUGGCCGCUGGUUGCGGUUGCGUGAAGCGCGGCGGAAUGCAAUGGCGGAGGGGGUGGUCCGCUGGGUGGAAGAGGGGGUACCGCCUGACGACGACGGUCGUGUCGAUGACGACCGGUAGGGCGUCGAGUCGGGACUGCUGGGGAAAACAGCACGAGCAGUCUGAUGGAAAAAGUGAAGGAGAUCCAAAUGACAUGAACGUUAUCUGCGUGCUCUGCGUGUGUCAUACUUUUCGUCGCAGUGCUGAUCCGUCAAGGUAGCCCUCGAGCGAUUCGCUGCCCCUCACUGCCCUCUCGUCUUCCGCGCCAUCAGUGCUGGCUGGCCGCUCUUUGACCGCCGCACUCAGUCUCAACGUGGCGGCUCUUCUGUGCGGCAGGCCACUCAGAGUAGGCCUAGAUCUCUGCUCCGAAGGCGCGGUGACGAUGCUUGAGAGCUGGAAUGCGUUGACCACGGAUGGGACGAAUGCGAAGAUCUGUGAUGCCGCUGGCAGCCUCAUCCCGCCGGAUUGAUGAUG